AUGGCUGCCCAAGUCAAGCACAACGUCGUCUGUAUCGUCAUCGACGGCUGGGGUGUCUCCCCCGAAGAGAACCACCGUGGUGACGCCAUCUUCAACGCCAAAACCCCUUACAUGGACAAGUUCGAGAAGGAAUACCCCUACACCACCCUCGGCGCACACGGCCUCGACGUCGGCCUCCCCGACGGCCUCAUGGGUAACUCCGAGGUCGGACACUUGAACAUCGGUGCCGGUCGUGUUGUCUACCAGGAUAUUGUCCGCAUUGAUCUUGCUGCCUCUAAGGACCAGUUCGGCAAGUUGGAGAACAUCAAGGCCUCGUUCGAGCACGCCAAGGCCGGUAACGGUCGUCUCCACCUUAUGGGUCUCGUCUCGGACGGUGGAGUCCACAGCCACCAGAACCACCUCAACGCUCUUUUGGAUGCUGCCAAGGCAGCGCAGGUUCCCGAGGUGUACAUCCACUUCUUUGGCGACGGUCGUGACACCUCCCCCCGCUCUGCUGCUGGCUACAUGAAGCAGUUGGUUGAGAAGACCGAGUCGAUCAAUUACGGCAAGAUCGCCACCAUCUGUGGUCGCUACUAUGCCAUGGAUCGCGAUAAGCGUUGGGAGCGUGUCAAGAUCGCUGUCGAUGGACUUGUCAGUGGUGAGGGCGAGAAGGCCUCUGAUCCCGUCCAGGCUAUUGAAGACAACUACAAGAAGGACAUUACCGACGAGUUUUUGAAGCCCAUUAUCAUCAACGAGCAGGGAUUGAUUGGCGAUAACGAUACCAUCUUCUGCUUCAACUACCGCUCGGACCGCAUGCGCGAGAUCUCGUCCGUCUUGGGCAUCGCCCCCGCCCCCAUGGAGGUCAAGCUCCCUAAGAACCUCCACAUCACCACCAUGUCCCAGUACAAGGGCGACUUCCCCUUCCCCGUUGCCUUCCCUGCCCAGUCCAUGACCAACGUCCUUGCUGAGUGGCUCGCCAAGGAGAAGGUCGCCCAGUGCCACGUUGCUGAGACCGAGAAGUACGCCCACGUCACCUUCUUCUUCAACGGAGGCUCCGAGGCCCAGUUCGACGGUGAGGACCGUGACCUGAUCCCCUCGCCCAAGGUCGCCACCUACGACUUGAAACCUGAGAUGUCUGCUGCUGCUGUCGGUGAGAAGGUUGCCGAAGAGAUCGAGACUGGCAAGUACCCCUUCAUCAUGUGCAACUUUGCCCCUCCCGAUAUGGUCGGACACACUGGAAUUUACGAGGCUGCCAUCAAGGGAGUCGAGGCUACUGAUGCUGCUAUCGGAACCAUCUACGAGGCCUGUGUCAAGCACAACUACAUCCUUUUCAUCACUGCCGACCACGGUAACGCCGAGAAGAUGUUGUCGGAUGACUUCUCGACCCCCCACACUGCCCACACCUGUGCCCGUGUGCCCUUUGUCAUGACCAGCAAGACCCAUAAGUUCAACGACGCCAAUGGUGCCCUCUGCGACGUUGCCCCCACCAUGCUCCGCGUCAUGGGCUUGGACGUUCCCUCCGAGAUGAACGGUCAGAGUUUGCUCCAGGAUUGA
Molecule: messenger RNA, 1533 nt
Organism: Linnemannia hyalina
Lineage: Eukaryota; Fungi; Mortierellomycota; Mortierellomycetes; Mortierellales; Mortierellaceae
Source: the annotation of a GenBank genome assembly